Lactuca saligna is the source of this 2104-nucleotide messenger RNA. NCBI's taxonomy places the organism in Eukaryota, Viridiplantae, Streptophyta, Magnoliopsida, Asterales, Asteraceae. The record is from the annotation of a GenBank genome assembly.
CCAAAAUCAAAUGAGGGGAUAUGUGAUCGGUAGAAAACUAAAAAAAUAAGAAGCCAGAUAUCCGCUUUCAUUUUUUUGUAGACUAACAGCACUUCACCGCCUCUCCACCUCUCCCAGUCUCAAUGCAUUUUUCUCUUAUUUUAUUUCUUAAACUUGCCUUCCCAACAAGAAUCAAGUUGGAAUCUUUAAGGAUCUGAAUUAAAAGCAUAAAUAAAACUCCAUUAAUGGUGCUGCAUCUUUGAAGGCUCGCAUCAUUUCUUGCUCAUCUCCAAAAUAUCUUGGUACGCAAUCAUUACUGUUCAUGAAAGUGACCUCAUUGCUAUAUGAAAUUAAGAUUUGCUGGCAAUAUGUGCUACUUUAUUUUGUUUUUUUGUUUGCAGAAUUGAAUUACCAUUUGUUCUAUGAUUGGUUGGUAUUAUGUCUUUUUAUUUUAUAUAUUUAUAGGGUUGUCGUGAUUGUUAAGUAGCUUCAGAUUCUUUGGAGAUUAGCAAUUUCUUUUAAACUCAGUUCCCGAUUUUUUGUAAACUGCUUUCCUCUGCAAUGGAUUUUUCCGAGUUUCCUUUCUUGACUACUUUUACAACAGAGGGAAUCAGUUCGAAUUUGAAGAUGUACAUAGUAGAUAGCAGAGGAGGAGCCAUAGCAUGCAUGCUGCUUGCGCUCCUCUUCCUAGGAACAUGGCCUGCAAUUCUAACUCUGUUAGAACGACGUGGUCGUCUUCCUCAACACACUUAUCUUGAUUACACAAUCACCAAUCUUCUGUCAGCUGUCAUAAUCGCUUUCACAUUUGGGGAAUUUGGCCAUACCAAUGAUGACAAACCCAAUUUCCUAGUCCAGCUUUCUCAGAACAAUUGGCCAAGCGUUCUGUUUGCAAUGGCAGGUGGGGUGGUUUUAAGCCUUGGAAAUCUUUCAACACAAUACGCUUGGGCUUUUGUUGGUUUAUCUGUAACUGAGGUCAUCACUGCAAGUAUUACAGUUGUUAUAGGUACAACUUUGAACUACUUUUUAGACGAUAAAAUCAACAGAGCUGAGAUACUUUUCCCCGGGGUUGCCUGUUUCUUGAUUGCUGUUUGUCUUGGUUCUGUUGUGCAUGCAUCUAAUGCCAAAGAUAAUCAAGCAAAGCUUGAUGGAUUAAAAGGUUCUCAAAUUGACAAAAAAGGAUCAAUUAGCAACGAGUCAUACGCGAUAUCAAAAAAGGAUCUGGAGGAUGGAGGUGGUAAAGGAGAGAAAGCAAAAGCAGGGACUGCAAGUUUUCUUAUUGAACUCGAGAGCCAAAGAGCAAUCAAGGUAUUUGGAAAAAGCACAUUCAUCGGUUUAGCCAUAUGUUUGUUUGCUGGAAUAUGUUUUUCUCUCUUCUCACCAGCAUUUAACCUUGCAACCAAUGACCAAUGGAACACAUUGGAUGAUGGUGUUCCUCACUUAAGUGUCUACACAGCUUUUUUCUACUUUUCUUGCUCUUGUUUUGUGAUUGCCAUAAUUUUAAACAUUACAUUCCUUUAUCACCCGGCUUUCAACUUGCCUAAAUCUUCAAUCAAAGCAUAUUUAAAUGAUUGGGAAGGGCGUGGUUGGGCUUUUUUGGCUGGUUUUCUUUGUGGUUUUGGAAAUGGUCUCCAGUUUAUGGGAGGACAAGCUGCGGGUUAUGCUGCGGCUGAUGCAGUUCAGGCACUUCCACUUGUGAGUACCUUUUGGGGUGUGCUUAUUUUUGGUGAAUACAGAAAGUCUUCGAGGAGAACGUAUGUAUUCCUUAUAGGCAUGUUGUCUAUGUUUAUUGUGGCUGUUGGAGUUUUAAUGGCUUCAUCUGGUCAUCGGAAACGUUAAGAUGAUUUAAAGGGUAAAAUUGUAACACGGGAUUUAAAACACUGCAAAGUUUAGUUAUUGUAUAAAUAACAUUGUACACACGAUAACCCUAUGUGAUUUAUUUUUUCGUUCCUUGAUUUGCUUCAUCUUACAGUUAACGUUGAUUUAAGAAAAAAACUGCAAAAAUGGUCUUAAAAAUGUGUAAUAGUCAUUUUGAAUUUACAACAUAUCAAACCACAACAAACUUUGUUAAAGGGAUCGAUGACAUUUGCAUUUAAAAAUCUUUUCAACUCCAUUAGGAAAAAAAAAA